Messenger RNA from Clavispora lusitaniae ATCC 42720, 549 nucleotides. NCBI's taxonomy places the organism in Eukaryota, Fungi, Ascomycota, Pichiomycetes, Serinales, Metschnikowiaceae. The record is from RefSeq and is a predicted model, not a curated record.
AUGGCAUGGGGUAUUUUUUCGAGCCAGGGUCUAAGUAGAAAAAUAGUCGUCGUCAGACGAAAACUCAUCGCCAAACAAACCGUCAUCCGGAUUGAUCAAGAAUCCUUGUCCGGUCAUACUUUCGUAGAAAAGAUAAUGGCUCGGUUCCGCGUAGUGUCCUUCUCUAGUGUUGGAGACAUCCAUGGUUCGGCAAACAAAAUGCACCUUGGUUUUCCCUUGAUGGUAUUCUUCUUGGUUGUUGAUUUGGGCCUUCUGGUUUUGCACACCUUUCUUUCGAUUGUUCUUGUUUUGGGACCUGUAUUUCAAGGCGUAAGGAAUUGGGCAGAAUUUUUUCCUCAAAUGCUUCGUAUUGCGGUACCACCAAGAGAUCUGGGUGGAAAUGUCAGGCCCUGCCUUCUUUGCCUCAGCAAUAGAGUCGGCAAAGUCAUCUACUCGCACCAACGGACUGGGAAUCCAAGUAGUGAGGCUUGUAAUGAACGUUUGCCAAAUUUGUUCAGGAGUAGCAGAGUAGACAAGGAGAUGGUGGAGCAAAGGACGGAAGUUGCCUAG